Molecule: messenger RNA, 768 nt
Organism: Oldenlandia corymbosa var. corymbosa
Lineage: Eukaryota; Viridiplantae; Streptophyta; Magnoliopsida; Gentianales; Rubiaceae
Source: the annotation of a GenBank genome assembly
AUGCACCCGUUCACUGGUGACAUUUUCUUCUCUACGGAUUAUGGUACAGUGGCGAAAGAGAAAAAUGUCUUUGCAGAAAAUGGUGGAACUGAAAAGCCUGGAUUUGUUACUAAGCCAAAUCCUGGCAAAAGGGUUCCAAUGAAUCUCCUACUAAAUCCGGAUGUCAGCGAGGUUUCAAUACCAACAGUUACCAUUGCCUCAACUGCACAAACAAGAACUACUAACUCCAAAUAUUCUGUGAGUAGACAGAGCAGUACUCUAUGUGAAUAUAGUGGGAGGAGUAAUGGAACUGCUACAAAGUUCACAAUGAAUAGAAGGAAAGCUCAGCCAGAUGCGUGGUUCUCUUGCCUCAAGCGGGGAACCUGCAGUGGAGCAAAAUCUCCGGAAAAGGAGAGGGCCGCCUCCUAUGAGGCUACAGUUAUUGAGAAAACAUUUGUUGUGGAAAGCCUGAGGCAGUUAUGGGGUGACAAGCAUCAACCUGGUUCUUUAAGUGCAUUCACUUGCCACAACCAAGAGGCCUCACUCCUUGAGCAUCUUAUAUCACAUGAUUUGCGGUACUUCCACAUCCAGGAAAUAACACCAAUGGAAGUGGUUGUUCCUGUAACCUCAAGUCCUCACCAUGUGGAGUUAAGCGUCUCAGAACAAAAUGCAACAUAUGCUCUCAUGGCUUUGGUGAAACAAAUAAGUGCUGAUUAUGCUGUCAUCCGGGAAAUAAGCACUGUUAAUGCCAAGGCAGACUAUAAAGGUAAGCUAUCGAUGAACAUUUAG